This is a messenger RNA of Cherax quadricarinatus, 3066 nucleotides long. Lineage: Eukaryota; Metazoa; Arthropoda; Malacostraca; Decapoda; Parastacidae. The record is from RefSeq and is a predicted model, not a curated record.
CUAGAGGACUGUAUAUAAUCUGACCAAACGAUGCACCAAUCAUCUACAUUUACAGGAAAAAAUACACCUGCAUAUUUGUGCAAGUAAAAACUUAUUAAUUUUAUUGUGAAUAGCUGCAAAUGCUAAGGUGUUGGACGCGACCACAACACAGAUCAGCUGAUGAUAUAAACACAGCACGGAACAUGAAUCAGCAGCCAGCAGGACCUUACACGACUCCAGCGUGAACUUUGAUAAAAGUGUAGACGUCUCGCCCUGCUCUGGACAUCUGUGGUUUAAUCCCUAUGUUGUUUUUAGGCCGCCUCUGCAACUGAGAAGUGAAAGAUCGAUCCUUUUUCCUGUGUUGAAGAUCGUCUCCUGACUGGGGAAAGUGGCCACCAACCAUCAGAUUCUGGAGGAGAUUCAUCUUAUCUUUUUUAUUUUUCUUCCCCAGUUUGAACAAUAUUUUUAACACUGGACACUUGCACGUAGAGCUCAGAACACGACUCCAUUGCUGUUCUUCAAUAAAAUCAACAAACAACACGGAAAGACUACAUUACUCAAUAUUCACCGAAUUGCGAAUGGGCAGAUUCACUGCUCCUAGGCCAGCCUACUAAGAAAUUUCAACCACUUCUACUUAAUAUUACAGCCGGAAAUGUUCCUUGUAGGGUUAACUGGAGGGAUAGCAACUGGCAAGAGUACUGUUAGUGCAAUGAUUCGGGAUAUGGGCAUCCCUGUAGUUGAUGCAGACCUUAUUGCCAGGCAGAUUGUGGAGCCUGGUAAAAGGGUAUCAAAGAAGAUUCGUGCAAAAUUUGGAGAUGAAGUGUUUUUAGAUUCGGAAAAACUUGAUAGAGUAAAGCUGGGCAAAGUGAUAUUUUCUGAUGCAACGAAACGGAAGAUCAUCAACAAGAUAACUCACCCAGAGAUAUAUAGUGAAAUACGCCGGCAAGUCAUCUUUAACUUUCUGAAAGGAGAGCAGUUUGUGGUUUUAGAUCUUCCACUCUUAUAUGAAAGCAAUAAAGUUGCACCUUACCUGUACAAGACUAUUGUCGUCACGUGUGAUGAUGAGAUGCAGUUGGAACGGUUAAUGGCUAGAAACCAGUUCACUGAAAAGGAAGCCAUAUCUCGUAUUGAAGCCCAAAUGCCACUUGACAAAAAAUGCAGUAUGGCUGACAUCAUCAUUGAAAACUCAGGAAGUAUAGAAGCUACCAGAAAGCAAGUGGAAGGAAUUAUCAAGUUACUUAGGUCUUCAAACCACCACAUCUAUAAUCGUGCUGUCUAUGGAGGAGGCUUCUUGGCUAUUGUGUCAGUCAUUGUAUAUUUUUUAUUAGUUUAUGUGAUGGGAAUAGUAUAAGAAUAUGACUCAAGAAAGUGAACACUUUGAAUCAUAAUGAGAUAAAUACUAAUUCCCAAUCCUGUUUAUCCAGUUCUGGAAUAUUGUCACAGCAAAAUAUCUCCGUGGAACUUUUAUUUAUUUUUGUUUAGAACAGUAUGUGCAAAACAUUUUCACUAAGUAGUAUUUUAUAGAUAACUAAAUGAUUUCACAGCUAAUAAAAAAAAUAUUCAUUUAGCUAGUUAUUAGUUCACAGAUUUUUUUAUCCAUUAUUUCUACCACUGUGUUCAACUUCAUAAAUAUUUUUAUUCAUUAUAUUAAUGAUCAUAACUUUAUUUGUGGUUUUAUCUUAAUUUAUAUUAUAAAUUUGAUCUGAUUUGUUGCUAAAUUUUAAUUUUACAGUAUUUCAUUUUGAUAUAUGUAAUAGUUUUAUUUAAAUAUUGUUUAAGGUUUGGGAAAUAAUUUUAUGCAAAAGAUUAAGCAGGCUUCCAAUUCACCAUAUGUCAUACGAGUGUGAAAUGGAAGCCUGUUAUCCUUUUUACACUCUGGCAGGAUAACCAGUCUUUUCCUGGCAUUUCAAGAAUGUGUAAUGUGACAGGUAAAUCUUGAGUGGGUAAUGGUAUGAGAGACUGACACAAUGAUAGACACAGAUGCCGUUAUUGAUGCAGUUUCACCCCAUGCAGUGAGCUUUAUCAAGUCACCAACAGAUUUGACUUAAACUCGUUUUGUGGCUGAAACUUCAUCAGUAAAACUUUUGUGUAACUAUUUGUCGUUCUAAGAAAAUCUUAUGGACUUCCACUUACACUUGGAAUACACUUUCCUGUAAUAUUUCCAUUCCAUUUUAGGACUAGUCUGAGACUAAUUCCUGGAACCAAUAGCAGACAUUGUAUAUUAUCCUUGCUGUCUUUGAUACAAGAAAAUAGAACAUAGUGUUAUAACUAUUGAUGUUAUAUUAGCCAAAGUAUUAAUAGUACACUUUGGCAUGAUUAAACUUGUUGAGCAUUAUAGUAAUUGUUUUGGCAUGUCUUGUAAAAUUACCAAAAUUAUUAACAGUUUGAUAAAUUCUUAGUCUUCUGUAGCCAAUACAUGUAUCCUAAUUUUAUAAAUUCGCCUUUUUGUCUCAUACACUUGUAUUAUUAUUUUCACAAAACAUCAUGCUAAACUUAAGUUGAGUAUCCUUUGCCAACAUUGCCUUUACCAUAACUAAUCCUCAUUGUUUGCUAAAAUUAGGUCAAGCAGGUUAUUCCAUUGGUUGGUUCUGUUACAGACUGCUUCAGAAAAUAGUCCUGGACUAUUGUUGAAGUCUUAAAUCUCCCUGUCAAAUAAUUCCAGUCAAUUUGGUUAAUUAUCAUAUGAAGCCUUAAUAAUUUCAUCUCCAAGUCUCCUCCCUUGGUUGUUUUCUAGUAUUGCAGGUUAGCACUGAACACCUAAUAUCAGUUUUUUAUUUCCUCUAGAAAAACUGCAACCAAACCAAUUCAGUGUCAGUUCUUUCAGAUUUUAUAUUUCUGAUGCAACACUUCUAUGCUAAAGUGCUACUCUAUCCCCUUUAUUGUUGUCUAUCAGUGUAGAAUACAGUACUUUGUCCUUUUAUGUGGCAUUUGGCAAGGAUGUUUCGAUUCUUUAAAUUAAACCAUGUUUUAGUUAUUGCAGUAAUAUCAGUGUUUCCUGUAUAUGAAAUUUAUCUAGGUUAAUAUUGUUCUUAGCACUACAUCUACUUGUAGCAUACUGUAUUUGUAUAAUAUAUGCUGAGAAAGUUU